AUGGAAGACGAUUUCUCAAAAGAACUUAUUUACCUAACUAAUCUCACUAACAUUAACCCCGAAAAUAAAUUCACUCAAAAAGAUAAGAUCCACAUAUUUUCCUACUUUACUAAAAACAAAGAUCAAAAGAAAGAUGCGUGGUUAUUCCUUCAAUCCUUACAAACGGAAAAUGAUAAACUUGAAUACUUGAAGACUUUUAUUACGUCUGAUCUCAAUGCAGCCAAACCCGCCAAGGAUGAAAUCAUAAAAUUUUGGAAUAAGCUAUCUGAAGCUCAAAUUAUCUUCCUAAGAUCGCAAGAUAUGGAAUUUGAAUUUCUACCUACUCGUUUUGAACUUAAGGAUGAAACGAGUUUGGAAUAUACAUUGCGACCCACUGUGGCACAUGAAUUCAAGAAUAAUAAAUAUUUUACUCAGAAUAAAUUCGUAACUCAAAAUAUCUUGGAUGAUUUGCUAAAAAAGUCAGAUGAGUUGGAAGACAAUUGUGCAGCAAUUCUAUGCUUACCUGACGGUGUGUUCUUCUUAGGUGAAGAAAAGUUCAGGUCUCAUUUACUUAUACGAAAUUGUUAUUUGCAAUUAACCCGGCUGUUAAAGAAUGGCCCAUCUAAAUAUGGUUGCGUAAUUACAGGCACACCGGGAAUUGGUAAAACUUACUUCGGCCUUUUCCUUUUAUAUUAUAUACGUUUGUACUAUCCUGACUCUACAGUUAUAUGGCAUAAAGCAGAUUCUCAAUUCGGAACAAGCUACUGUUUUUUUCCAAGUGGAGAGGUACAGAUUGGACAUUUCAAUUGUUUUAGAUCAAUUGCUAGUGAAAGAAAGAAUUUCUACCUGGUGGACGCACAGGUUCCAGAAGGAUGCAGUGCUUAUACCAUUCUAUUAACAUCGCCUAAGCAAGAUUUAUUUAAUAAUUUUAUAAAACCAUAUGGUUUCACAAAAUAUUAUAUGCCAAUUUGGGAUCAUAACGAAAUAAUUACACUUUGGAAUGCUUGCUAUGAGAAUAUUAUGAAUACUAGAGAUGAACGUUUUACACUUGAAAUAGUUGAGACACUAAUGGGUAUGUGGGGACCAAUACCUCGAUCAAUCCUUGAAAAUUGGGAUGAUGCGUUAUAUAAUGAAAAAGAAUUUGAGACAUUGAUUCAUGAAAUCGAUUUAAAAAAUUGUAUGAAAUCUGUCAAUGAAGCAGGAAUGUCCAAAAACUCUGCAAGUGGUAGACUUAUACACAUCCAUGUAGGACCAAACUUUACAGAUAAACAUUAUCAAUUUGCUUCAUCGUUGGUAUCCCACACAUUGAUCAAUUUAUAUGAAAAGCAAUUGGGAAACGAUCUUCGUGAUUUAAUCACAUGCAGUAGUAAUCAAUCUCCAAUUGCUUCAUAUCGAGGCAAUCUUUUUGAAGACAUUGCCCAUAAGGAAUUAUCAAAAGGUGGCAGAUUUAGAAUACGAGAGUUGAAGAAAGGAGUAAAUACAACUGAGAUUAAAGAUAAAGAAGUUGAAAAAUUGGAAUAUAAUUGGUUUACGACAAUGAAACAUGUACGUGAAGAUUGUUAUAAUAGGCCGAAGUCAAAGAUUUUCGAAACAAUUGACUCGUUCAGUCUUGAAAAAUGUGAUAGGACCUUAGCUUUGUAUCAAAUUACAGUUUCAAUGAAUCAUGGUAUCAAGGCAAAAGGGCUUAAGGUUUUCAAACGUUCCAAGUGGGAUAACUCGUCCAAAAAAUUCAUAGAAUGGGAUGAAAGUUUCAAAUUAUAUUUUGUAGUACCGUCAGAAAACUUUGAAACAUUUCCCUGGCAAUCUUAUAGGACCAAAACUAAUAAUAGUAUUAAAAACCAUCCACAAUGGAUUAAGGAAAUACCACAAUAUGCAUUGGAGAUUAGACUGGAUAGAGAGCAAAUUGGCUAG
Messenger RNA from Funneliformis geosporum, 1890 nucleotides. The record is from the annotation of a GenBank genome assembly. NCBI's taxonomy places the organism in Eukaryota, Fungi, Glomeromycota, Glomeromycetes, Glomerales, Glomeraceae.